Molecule: messenger RNA, 2693 nt
Organism: Clupea harengus (Atlantic herring)
Lineage: Eukaryota; Metazoa; Chordata; Actinopteri; Clupeiformes; Clupeidae
Gene: cishb
Product: cytokine inducible SH2 containing protein b
Biological process (GO): phosphatidylinositol phosphate biosynthetic process; intracellular signal transduction
Cellular component (GO): phosphatidylinositol 3-kinase complex
Molecular function (GO): 1-phosphatidylinositol-3-kinase regulator activity
Source: RefSeq, a predicted model, not a curated record
AUCAGAAAAGGGGCUUUGCACUGCCAGUAGGCCACGUGCUGCUGACUGUUCAAUCGAACGACAUUUCCAUUUCGUUCUUAUUGGUGUGGGCUCUCUGCGUUAAAUAAACUAGUGGGUCACCGACACUUUUAACUGUGGUAGUGAGCUUUCCUUUGUUCAUUUAGCACAAUCCAGCCUGGAAGCAUAAUUCCCACCCCUCUUGAUAGAUCAUAGGUUUGAGGGUUUGUUGAUUUCACUGCUAUCUAUCUCUGACCAGUUUAAAACUCCGUGUGAAACUGCUUUGGUAUGCUCAGUGCGUAGGCCUGCAGGUCGCUUGCAGUCAGUCUCUCAAGGUUCCUGGAAAGAGUUUACUAAGAACGGCAGUCCCAACGUUGACUGUUACCAGAAACCGGCUGGACAGCUUCAAAUGGAGUCACGAGGUUCGCGAGAUUACCAAUGGGGCCAAUAGAAAGGCAGCGUAUGUCGCGACCGCAGUUCCGCGAAACGGAGCGCGCGGAUGAAGCUACAUAGUGUCAGCCAGUGCAGAAAUUCAAAGCUAUUCUAGGAAAUAGAUUUCAGGAAUUUCGUCACAACGAUUAUUUAAACACACUACCCGGGGAGUUUAUAUGUCAACGUUCAUAACUGAAGGGAAACGGUUUCUCUCAAUUUCUUGUGUAUUAGCUCUUGAUCUUUUUAUCCUUGAAAUAUAUUUUCAUCAAUUUUGCGUUUCAGCGCUGGCGUGUUGACAGUUCUAAACCGAACAUCUUCUCUGGCUUUAUCAGUGGCGGUGGCUUGUGAAUAUUAUGAGCGUUCUAAUGAAAAUAUGCGCUUACUCGCUUAUGGUGGACUUCAGCGUGUUGAUUCUGUUCAGGCCUAUGUAAAGCACUCCAUUGUACAAGCCACCUUUCUCAGCAAUGGUUGCCAGGGAGAGGAAUUUGCAAAGUGAUGGCGACAACAGACAGAACACUGAGUCACGCCAGGGCCACCCCUGUACCCGUCAUGUCUCCCUCAACCUGUGGGACCCCACUGCAGACCUGCUGCACAGUACCACCUUCCAGCAGCUCCAUACCUCAGGCUGGUACUGGGGAGACAUUUCAGCAGCUGAGGCUAAGAUUGCUCUGCAGGAUGCAUUGGAGGGCACCUUCUUAGUGCGCGACAGCAGCCAUCCCCUCUAUAUGCUGACGCUCUCAGUGAAGACCUGUCGUGGUCCCACCAGUGUCCGCAUUGAGUACAACUGUGGCCACUUUCGGUUGGACUCAAGUUCUCCUGCCCGCUCCAGCCUGCCCUCCUUCACCAGUGUGCCCAGUCUAGUGCAGCACUAUGUGGGCUCAGGCCGCAGACACGGAGGGGGUGAUCUGGAGGAGGAAGGGGCCAAGUCAUGGGAGUCUGUGAUGCCCAAAGAUAACACAGUGCUCCUGAAGCUUCAGUGUCCACUGCGCAGACCCCAGGCCUUUCCCUCCCUACAGCACCUCACACGCCUCGUUAUCAACCGCCAUGCCUCCAGCCCUGCCCACCUGCCUCUGCCUGGGCCGUUGCUGCUUUUCCUGCAUGAGUACCCCUUUUACAUCUGAGGACAUCCGGAGUCUUCAACCAAAUUGCCUCUUUCGGUGGCCCUUCUGCAAAGCCUGGACCCAACCGACGUACCAGGAAAGCGGGACCUCAGCACAGCGGGUUGCAAUACUACUACAAGUUUCAGAGUUUUUUGCAACUUCUGGUGUAUCCAGGCUGAAUAAUAAAUCAAAUUCCAAUGAAAAUGAAAAUCCCAUCAUAAGGAUUUUAAAACUUAAAUGAAUGAUUCUUUUUUUUAAAUGUGACUGAUACUGACUGAUCUAUAUCGAGGUAAAAUGGCCUUCUGGUACCUGUUUUACUUUCUUUUUUUGCUAUGCAAAUAUUACCUUCAAUGCCGCCCUGGUAUUCUAGCAGGCCUAGUUCACACAAUCAAGACAGAAAAAAAUGAAUCACUUCUGAACCAUAUGCUUUCCAGUGAAGGAUUUCAGGAUUUUCAGUGUUUGGAUUCCACAUCCUGAAGGUGAAAGUCUAUUAGGUCCAGGUUUUUUUUUUAAUUAGAAGGUUUUACAGUUUUCAUGGAAAUGUGAUUUCAAGUAUGUUUCUUGCUGACAGCUAAUGUUACAGGCUUUCCAAGAGAGGCAUAAUGCUUGAGUUGGGUUCCUUGAAAUGGUGGAGUGACUGUCUUGGAAAGCUUCUUAUCAGGAUUAGAGACUCUUGUUAUUAAUACCUCAGCACAGGGCAAGGUGUACAUAUUACCAGCCAUGUGCUGAAAGGUGUCCACUAAAUUUCAAAGAUUCAGAAUUCUGAAUAAUUCCUAAAGAUCUCACCAGGUACAAAAGACUAUACCUGGAUUUUAGGUGUAACUGCCAACCUAGGUUUAACUGUAACAAUUAAGUGUUGACAUGAGCAAACACAAGCAAUUCAUUUGUUUAACUCUGCUAGGCCUACUAUACAUUCACAAUAGUCAAAGUCAGUUCUGGAAAUAUCGGCAGAUUACGGUUUCCUUUGAAAGUGUCACAGUCUUUAGUUAUAAAGACAUAAAACUGCCAGGUGUUUAGUGGUACAGCCCCUAGUGGUAAGUCCCUUUGCAACAUUCCUCAGCCCCAGUCCUCACCAGUGUGCAAGAUAUUUAACAGUGCUGCCCUCUUGUGAUAGAACAUAAGCAAAACACUCAUACAAUCUUCCAAAAUAAAAUGUCAAACUCA